UACCUCGAAAUCAUACAAAAUGGCUGAACUGUAAAGACGUGUAUUAUGAAUUAUAUCACAAUGGAGCCUAAAAACGAUUAUUUCUACCAAGAAGACCAAUCUGCAAGUUAUUUGGAAGUUACAAACUACAUCAACAACGGUGAUAUUGUGUGUAACGGAAAGAAUAGAGUGAUUUUUGACGACUCUGGUCCUAGCAUAUUCCAGGACAUUGAAGAUCUUUUGGACUUUUAUAGACUUGCUCACACGCCUUUCCCGUUUAUUUAUAAGUGUGUUUUAAGUGACUCAAAUAUGUUUGCGUGAGUGCAAAAUGGCUUAGCAUCCUCUACGAACAUUAAUAAAAAAAAUAAUGAUGAAUAAUUUUAUUGGUUUAGAUACGCGCAAUAGGCGCAACCUUAACACAACUUUUCCACCGAUUCACGUUCCUGUCUCCAAUUAUAGCACCAAGACUCAAACAAAGGAAAAUAUGAAUGACACAUACAACACAAUGUUUCUAAACAACCUCAAUUUGAUACCGGAUCCUCUGAAGAAGAACCUAGCUGACUCUGUGAUUACGGACAAAGACAUUAACAUGACAAAAACAAAGGAGUUCAUGCCGAAGGAGGUUGAAAAACCUCCUAGCAGUCAAACAUCAGACUUCUAUCCCAAAUUGAGAAAUAUUAUAUCUGGGGUCAUCAAUGUCAUGGGAGCCAUGUUCCAGUGGCGGGAUUCGUCGCCUGCCUCCCAAUAUUACGAUUGCUUCGAGGGUGACUACGUAGAAAAUAGUGACGAGCCUAUGUCAGGAUCUGUGCCUUGGCAGUCUGCCAACUGUGAUGUUCAAAAUAAGAAUGGUUGGGCUCAGAGUAUAUUUGAUGAUAACAAUGAAACCAAUUGGAAUUCCGAAAUGAUGAGUAAUUGUAGCCCCGCUUUAACGGACGACCAAAUUAACCAGGUAUGCUUGUUGUUAAACGGUGACUCAAAUUAUAUACAAAUACCAAAUUCAAAGUCAAAGCCUUUUGAGUCAGGUUCAGUGGAUGUGUUUGAGGAUGCAUUUUGUCCCGAUCAACUGAGUCUCUCGGGUGAAUCAUAUUUAGAAUAUCAUAGUCCAUAUUGUUACCAGGAGGAAUUGUUCAACUCUUAUGCUUCAAACCUUAAAUCUAAACUGAACACAGAAAUUAUAAACUCAAAAGAAUCCAAAGACAUGACACCUAAACAUAAUAGUGAUGGUGAUAUUCUUUCGGAGUCAGUCGAAGAAAUGCCAAAGCAAGACAAUAUUUUACUUACUAAUACAAUUCCAGAAAUAACAUUGAUACCCAAUAAAUGUGAUAUUGUAAGAAAUCUUGAAAGAGACAAAGGUCUGUCACCAAGAACUUCACCACAACCUAUUAACGAAAUCAUAGAAAAACCUGCUUUAGUCAUAGAACCAUUAUCAUCAUCUGAGCUCAAUGAAGAAUUAACAAAGCCUGAUAUGCCAAGGGAAGAUUCUCCAAAGUCAGACAAAAUUGAAAUCGUUUCCGCCAUAAAGGAGAAUGUUGUUUCAUCCUGUGAGGAUAAAUUGAAAAGAUUAAAGGCUCUCUUGAAGCCCAAAUGCUCCAGAAAAAUAGAAAAUUCAGUCAAUACUGAAAUAAAUAAUACAUCUGAAAAUAUUGUCUGUGAUACUGUUUUCGGUGAUGAAAUAAGUAUCCCGAGUACAGCAUGCUUACGAUUAGCUGAGCCUUUUGAUGAGGUCACGGGGAAAUUUUAUUCAUCUUCAGUUGAAAGUGAUGAUUCAUUUCAAAUUGUUUUUACGGAUGAUGUAAAAGCAAGUAGAUGUAGAAUACCAUCUGAAUGUGAAUCGGAAGAUUCCUUUAUAGUCUUUGAAGAAAGUCCUGACAGCUGCUACAUCUCAGAUGAUGUUUUUGGCAAUGUGCAGAUCAAUCAUUAUUCAGAUUCAGACACAUCAGACAGCGAAUAUGACUCCGGAUGUGAAUCAAGACUGUGCCCGGGCUUCUCGCGGACCGUUGAGGACUUAACAGACUACAAGUUGUAUGAUGAGGUAGAUAGUUCAACCGUAAUUGGUCAACACUACAACCAUAGUGUGACACCAACAUCACAAAAUGAAGACAAGAAAACAAGCAAGGAUGUGCCACGCAAGAAGGUCCACUUUUCAACGGAUCCGCCGAAGGUUCACGUGAUGAGGGUGUGGGCGUACGCGGCGCGGCAGGCGAGGAUCGGUGAGUGGGAGCAGCACGCGAGGGACCGGGAGAGAUUUAAAUCAAGAAUAAACGACGUAGAAAUGGCGAUAUCGUGGGUGCUCAAACCACAGCACAGGAAAUUGGUCAUGUUCCAACGAUUCAUGCCCUGGUGGAAUGCGCAGAAGAGAAAGGAACUGGAGGAGAAGAAACAACGGGAGCUGGAACAGCAAAUGAAACAACAGGAAGAGCAAAAAGUCGAAAGUACAGAAGAACUGAAUAAUAAUGACGAGGAGACAGACAAAGUUCCGGAUAAUAAUACGACAGAACAGCAACUACAGGAAAGGUUGCAAGAAGAAACGCAAAAUAACGAUACGGAAAUAAAAGAAAAAGUAGUAAAUAAUGAAAUAGAAAGUAAAUAUUUAAAUCCUGAAAAAUCUAUACCAGAGGAAGCGCAAGUAGAAGAAAAUAGGAAGCUUGAUAUAAAAGAAAAGAAGGCGCCUGAUAGGGCAAACAGCCAAGAAGCGGAACUUGACAACAAUUUCCAAUUUGGACACGAACUACAGACGAAAAACCCGUGUGAUGACGUCAGUGACGACAGUGCGCCCGCAGCUCCGGCAUCGGAGAGUGACAGAUGACUGCUAACGAGGGCACACACACAACUAUAAUACAGCGAUGCCUUAGUACGAAGAUCACAAUUGAAUGCCAUGUUACGUAGCUCAAAAGUCAAAAGUCCGCCUGUGCUGUAAAUGAUUAAUUUUGUUUUAGAAUCGGUUGAUUAGUUUAAAAAACUAAAACUUUAUAAAAAUAGAAAAAACUUUGUAAUUAAAAAUUGGAAAAGGGUACUCAAAUUAAACUUAUCUGAAUCGUUUUUCAUGUUAAAAUUGAGACAUAAAGUUAAAAAAAAAUCAAAGAAAAUAUGCAUAAAGUAUUUAGGGGAUAAAGGUUUAAAAUGAAUUGAUCAAAGUCAUAUUUUCUCCGUUUAUGUCAGCAAAUGUAGAACUACGACUUUAAUUAAUUUAAAAUCGAAAAAAAAUCAGUAAUAGUUUUAGUGACACAUGCGUGUCUAGCAAUGGUACGCUUUGUUCGCUGAAAUUAUUGCUAA
Messenger RNA from Aricia agestis (brown argus), 3252 nucleotides. RefSeq lists its product as uncharacterized. Gene Ontology annotation, biological process: response to endoplasmic reticulum stress. The transcript has 4 exons. Lineage: Eukaryota; Metazoa; Arthropoda; Insecta; Lepidoptera; Lycaenidae. The record is from RefSeq and is a predicted model, not a curated record. The coding region runs from base 347 to 2785 and encodes 812 amino acids. Gene Ontology annotation, cellular component: endoplasmic reticulum; protein phosphatase type 1 complex. Gene Ontology annotation, molecular function: protein phosphatase regulator activity.